AUGACAGAAGAGGUCAGAGAACAGUGGGUAAUGAAAUUCGAUGGGUCUUCUACUACCCAUUCCGGAGGGGUAGGAGUAGUUUUGUAUCAUGAAGAAGACAAGGCAGUGGCGCUGUCAUUUAAGCUGGAAUUCCCUUUUUCAAACAACACGAUGGAGUACGAAGCCUACCUAACCGGGCUUGCCACAGCUCUCAAAAUGGGAGUCAAACAUUUGAGGGUAUUGGGAGAUUUGAACCUGGUUGUCUGCCAGGACAAGGGAAGCUUUUCCUUAAAGGAGCCUAGCCUAGCCCAAUACAGAGUGAUGGCCCAGAGGAUGGAAGAAAAAUUUUCAACCUUCGAAAUAGAGCAUGCUCUGAGAAACGAAAACCAGUUUGCAGAUGCAUUAGCCGCAUUAGGGUCGCAAAUAAUCUUCAAAGGGGAUAGCACCAGGAUAGAAGUCAGCAAGUGGGAAGAAUCCAUCAUUGGGGUGUUGAAGGAAAAGUUCCGGGAGGAAUAG
This is a messenger RNA of Quercus lobata, 495 nucleotides long. RefSeq lists its product as uncharacterized. Gene Ontology annotation, molecular function: nucleic acid binding; RNA-DNA hybrid ribonuclease activity. The record is from RefSeq and is a predicted model, not a curated record. The coding region runs from base 1 to 495 and encodes 164 amino acids. NCBI's taxonomy places the organism in Eukaryota, Viridiplantae, Streptophyta, Magnoliopsida, Fagales, Fagaceae. The transcript has a single exon.